AUGUCCUUCAAAAUAGAGUUCAACGACAUUGAUGGAAACCACGUUGGUAUCAAUAUCAAUGACUUGAAAUCAGUUCAAUCUGCAUCUGCUUCUUACUUCAGUGAUCAAGAGAAUCAGCAUGUGAACCUAAGCCUAAACAGUGGACAACCCUUGCAACUCUGGGUGGAAUAUUCUGGUGCAGAGAAGCAACUUAAUGUCACUUUAGCUCCUAUUAAUGUUCCUAAACCAACCAUCCCACUCUUGUCCUUGAAAAUUGAUCUUUCUCUGUUCAUUGUGGAUCCCAUGUUCGUGGGGUUCUCCUCAGCUACAUACACCUUGCCAGUAUCCCAUUAUGUUUUAGGAUGGAGUUUUAAAAUGAAUGGGGAAGCAAGAGAACUCACCCUCUCCCAACUUCCUAACCUUCCUCAUCAUAAAACACCUAAAACGAGACCUGGCAAGCUUUUUAUUGUUGCGUUUUCUGUGAUAGUUGCUUCUUUAGGCUUGAUCUCGAUCUUCUUCAUAAUCCAAUUUAUAGUGAAAAGAAAGAACAAGUUCGCCGAAGUGUUUGAAGAUUGGGAACUCGAUUAUGGACCUCGCAGGUUCAAAUAUAAAGAUCUUUACAUCACCACCAAGGGGUUCAAGGAAAAGGAGCUUCUUGGAGCUGGUGGAUUUGGUAGGGUCUACAGAGGCGUAUUUCCCACAACCAAGACAGAAGUUGCAGUGAAGCGAGUCUCCCACAAUUCUAGACAAGGGGAGAGAGAAUUCAUUGCUGAGAUCAUCACCAAUGGUAAAUUGAGGCAUUGGAGCAUAGUACCACUCUUGGGUUAUUGCCGACGUAAAGAAGAGCUCCUUUUAGUCUAUGAUUUCAUGCCCAAUAGGAGUCUAGACAAAGCCCUCUUCGAUCAAACGAAACCAAAGAUGAUGUUGAGUUGGUGUCAAAGAUUUCGAAUCAUUAGAAGCGUGGCAGCUGCUUUAUUAUAUUUGCACGAAGGAUGGGAAUGA
This is a messenger RNA of Macadamia integrifolia, 981 nucleotides long. Its product is annotated as L-type lectin-domain containing receptor kinase SIT2-like. The coding region runs from base 1 to 981 and encodes 326 amino acids. Gene Ontology annotation, cellular component: plasma membrane. NCBI's taxonomy places the organism in Eukaryota, Viridiplantae, Streptophyta, Magnoliopsida, Proteales, Proteaceae. Gene Ontology annotation, biological process: protein phosphorylation. The record is from RefSeq and is a predicted model, not a curated record. The transcript has a single exon. Gene Ontology annotation, molecular function: ATP binding; protein kinase activity; carbohydrate binding.